Molecule: messenger RNA, 3044 nt
Organism: Pristis pectinata (smalltooth sawfish)
Lineage: Eukaryota; Metazoa; Chordata; Chondrichthyes; Rhinopristiformes; Pristidae
Gene: dazl
Product: deleted in azoospermia-like
Exons: 10
Coding region: 21-809 (262 amino acids)
Molecular function (GO): mRNA 3'-UTR binding
Source: RefSeq, a predicted model, not a curated record
GGGAGUUGAAAGUGAGCAACAUGGCCGAAAUGUCUGGAAGAAUCAUUGAAGCACAAGAUAGUGAUGUCAGUCAGGAAUUGGACAGCCAGUCUUCUGCAGGAUCUGCUGUGAAUCGAAGAUAUGUUUUGCCAAGUGGAAGAAUCAUGCCAAACACAAUUUUUGUUGGUGGAAUUGAUUUUGAGAUGGGUGAAGAUGAAAUGCGAGGCUUCUUUACAAGAUAUGGUGCUGUGAAGCAAGUUAAAAUAAUCAGUGAUGGAGGUGGUGUUUCAAGAGGAUAUGGCUUUGUCUCAUUUCACAAUGAUGUGGAUAUACAGAAAAUUAUUUCUGAAUCGCAGAUUAACUUCAAGGGGAAGAAAUUGAAGAUAGGACCGGCAAUCAGGAAGCAACAGGAUUCAUAUCCAAUUCAUUUGGUCCAGGCAAGACCAGCUCCCAUUAUUACAUCACCAACUCCCUGUGUGUGCCAAAACACAGACACCUAUUUCCAGUCUCCUGGAUUUCCUGGGUCAGCUCUUCAGUAUGUACAGGCCUAUACAUAUCCCAGUCCUCCUGCUGUGGCAUUACAACAAGUCCAAGUGGGUUAUCCACAUCCUGUGUAUAAUUAUCAGGCAGCAACACAGUGGUCACCAGGGGGUCAAUGGAGAUGGAUGAUGCCUCAGCCUACUACAGGGGCAUACGUAAACUUUCCUUGUCCUGAAAUGAUUAAUCCAGGAACAGUGUUUGUACAGAGGGAAUGUGAUGCACAGCAAACUUCAACUUCACCUCUAGACACUGUGGAAAAGGAGAAGAGAGUGCACAGGUUUACAGUUUAGAAGUAGCCCAGCAGCGUCUGAAGUGAAGUAACUGGUCCUGUUUAUAGGAUGGAUGAAACUAACUGAUCUUUGCUAAUGUCAAUACCUAAAACUGGCUAAGUUAUUUCUGUUGGUUUUGUCAUAAAGAACUUUUGAUCAUGUAAAACUAAAAUCCAUUUUCCUACUGGAAGCAUUAGUAUGUUCCUGGACACAUGUUAAAUCACUCUUGGAUCUACAUUGACUGUAUACCCAUUUUAUAUUUCUGAUAUCUCAACUUCUAUUGUGCAAACUUGGAGUUAGUGUGCCCUAAGGUUGUAAUUUAUCUUGUAGGUUCCUUUUGGAAUUAUCUUUUCAUGAAGCUCAGUUAGUUGGUGAAUAUCCUGUGAACUACAGGUUUAACUUACACUCUGACUUUUUGUGACAAACUUGAAUUCUGAAUAAAAUGAGAUGCUAAUGGUAGUUUACAGUGGUGGCAACAUUGCCUUAAUGGUAAUACCACCAGAUUUCAGGAGAGCACAAUUAUUUUUCAGCCGCAGAGCUGCAUUAUAAGAAUGCAAAACCUUUUGUUUCAUUUAAAGUACCCAUUUGAACAAACUUUUACAAAUUGCAUAAAAUACCGGAGAAGCAGCUGGUUAGUCAGUAUCUGUGAAGAGAUCAGCCAUUUUGUUUCAAAUUUUUCUUUUUCAAUUUGCAGUAUUUUUCUUUAUUUCCCUUAAAGCAUAUUGUAUGGCUUCCAAAGAGGAGAAUGGUGAUAUCAACUUGCUGAUAAACAACAUUUUAUUUUAAAAAUUUAUUUCUUAAUGUAGCUGCAGAAAAAAAUUAAGUGAAGCUUUACCAUAAAUCUGGAGAAAUAGAUUUUAUUAUCACAGCAGAAGAUGCCACAUUGUAGUAGAAUUUCAAUAUUUAACAAAUAUUCAGAUGUACUGGACCAAAUAUUGAUUGUAACUUUGUAUUUUAUAUCCAUGCCAUCUUACACAGGUGACGUAACUUUUCGUACAUUAUAGGACUAAGGACUUAAAAUCACUUGUGCCUUCAUUUAAAAGCUCAGUUCUAACCUAAUCUUUUUAGCACAUACUUCCUCUUUUACUGUAUGUUAGUUUCACCGAAACAAUUGAACUGUGACCUACAGUAACUUAAUGGAUCUAUUUUUAAUAUUUUGAAUUUUAAUUUGGCCACUAAACUAAUAAUGGCUUUGCAAGCAAAUGAAACUUGACAAUACAAGCAACUUUUAUUUUACAAAAUUUGCCCAAUAUUUAGCUGCCAACACCAUUAUUUUUGAUCUGACAUUGUUUACUUUUUAAUUUACCUAAACAUAUUUUAGAGCCUGGACAGUUUUUCCUCUAAAUUGUGUUUGAUUGCUUUGUGCUCCCUGAAGUACUUAAAAACCUUGAAAUUUAAAGUGUUGAAGGCCAUUUUAUGUAGGCUUUAAUCUGAUUUAAUUAAAAUCUAUUCUAGAAGCUCUUUAAAUAAAACUCCUCUGGCUCCUUGUUCAUCUUUAUUCAAGUAAUAUUUAAUUGGAUUUACUACUUGCAAUUGACUUCCUUUAAAGCAGCCAUUUGGAGGAAUAUGCCUCUUAGAUAAAAUAGUCAAUCUACUACAUAUUUGAAUAUUGGAGUUUCUUACUUUGUAAAAUAAAGGUUAAUUGGAGCUCUUCAUAAAGUGUGUUUUAACCAUGCUAGACCUUGAUAAUCUGGAACCAACUUGGGCUUGUGAUUAAUAUUGUAACACUAAAGCCAAAAUCUAUUUUUGUGUACAGAAAAUAAAUGACAAAUCCAAUUUUAACUUUCAAUUAGGGAUCACAUUUUCCAGAGUUUAGCAGGGUCAGUACUUCCUUCAAGUUGUCUAGUAUAAAAUCAGUGGAAAAAUUUAAACUCUUCAGAUUUAAAAAAAAUCUUAAGCUUUGUUAGUGGUGAAACUUAAAAACAUUUUGUAGAACUGUGUAAAAGAAGCCAUCUUCCCUAUUGAUAAAAGCAAGCUGUCGUGAAGAAGAAUUUUCUAAGUUCUAGAUAAUAUGUGUGAAGAUUUAAUUUUUGAGUUUCUUGUCCCUGGUUAAAAUGUGGAAUGAAUGUCUUUUUUUGUGAAUGCUUUAAAGCCUCAUUUCUCCAAGUAUCAUAAUUUGUAAAUGUAAAGAUUUGCUGUUUUUAUAGUAAACAUGUUGAACACUAAAAUAUUGUUUUGCUUAAAUUUGUCUUGGUUUGGUAUGCACUUCUGUCCUCUUUGUGUUUGAACCAUUGUAAUUGUUUGGAGUAAUCUGCA